AUGUUUUUAAACAAACUUCUUAUUAAAAGGUCAAUUUAUUAUUAUCUAUCUAUCUAUCUAUCUCAUAUUGUGUUCAAAUAUUAUUCAUAUCUAUUUAUUUAUCUAUCUAUCAUCUAUCUAUUUACUAAAUAUUAUCAUAUUCAACUAUCUAUCUAUCUAUCUAUUUAUAUCUAUCUAUCUAUUCGUAUCUAUCAAUUUAUUUAUAUAUAUCUAUCUAUCUAUUCUAUCUAUCAAUAUUAUUCGUAUCUAUCCAUCUAUCUGAUCUAUCUAUCUAUCUUGUGCAUCUAUCUAUUUCAUUAUCUAUAUAUUAUCUAUCAUUUCUAUUCAUAUCUACUAUUUAUAUUAAAAUUUUAUAUCUAUCUAUCUAUCUAUCUAUAUCUAUCUAUCUCAUAUCUAUCUAUCUAUCUAUCAAUCAAUCUAUCUAUCACUCUUCUGUUCAUAUGUAUCUAUCUAUCUUUUGUAGCUCACCCGCUCCCAUCUAUCUAUCUAUCUAUCUAUCUAUCUAUCUAUCUAUCUAUCUGUCUAAUUAUGUCAGUCUGCUCAUAUCUAUCUAUCUAUCUAUCUAUCUAUCUAUCUAUCUAUCUAUCUAUCUAUCUAUCCAUCUAUUAUAUAUCAUCUAUCUAUCUAUUCACAUCUCAUCUAUCUAUCUCAUUCUAUCUAUCUAUCUAUCUAUCUAUCUAUCUAUCUAUCUAUCUAUCUAUCUAUCUAUCUAUUUCUAUUCAUCUAUCUAUCUAUCUAUCUAUCUAUCUAUCUAUCUAUCUAUCUAUCUAUCUAUGUCUAUUGGAUAUCUAUCUAUCUAUCUAUCUAUGUCCCUAUUUAUAUCUAUCUAUCUAUCUAUCUGAUAUAUAUCUAUGUCUAUUUAUUUCUCCCUGUCUAUUCAUAUCUAUCUAUCUAUCUAUCUAUCUAUCUAUCUAUCUAUCUAUCUAUCUAAUUAUGUCAGUCUGCUCAUAUCUAUCUAUCUAUCUAUCUAUCUAUCUAUCUAUCUAUCUAUCUAUCUAUCUAUUUAUAUCUAUCUAUCCUGUCUAUUUUUAUCUAUCUAUCUAUCUAUCUAAUCUAUCUAUCAUCUAA
Molecule: messenger RNA, 1068 nt
Organism: Acanthosepion pharaonis
Lineage: Eukaryota; Metazoa; Mollusca; Cephalopoda; Sepiida; Sepiidae
Source: the annotation of a GenBank genome assembly